Messenger RNA from Leguminivora glycinivorella, 832 nucleotides. RefSeq lists its product as uncharacterized. The coding region runs from base 135 to 731 and encodes 198 amino acids. The transcript is spliced from 4 exons. The record is from RefSeq and is a predicted model, not a curated record. Lineage: Eukaryota; Metazoa; Arthropoda; Insecta; Lepidoptera; Tortricidae.
UGUAUUGUAAAUUCUAUGCAAAUAUCGGUGGUGCUUGGAAAAGUCACAAAGCAACAAUCAAUAUUUCCAUAGCAACGCAUCUCAUUUAUUUUUACGAUUUGGACAAUCUUUAAAAGUUGUUAUUUUUGUGAACUAUGGAUGCUUUAGAACCAAGCAACGUUGACGCCGAAGCUCAAGCUGAUAUUCCAGAGCCGGACGUUGAGGAUACAUCCUUAAAAAUAAGACCCCUUGAACGGAUUACCUUACAUCCGAAAGUUCCCCCAGAACCAUCUGCUUAUGGCAAAGGGAAGGGUUACAGUCGGCCAUGGAUUCUGCAGGACGGCAGGGAACCACCUGCUAAAGGCAGCGAAAUGAGAAACCAAUACAAAGUUCCAAAGAAACCUCCACGUACUGUUGGUAUCCGAAAGCAAUUGUUAAAGGACUUCUUCUGGGAGCAAAUGUUAGAAGAAGUAAUAGACGAGUUGAAACCUACCAACCCUGUCGCUGAGUUCUGCACCGAAUAUGAGUCCAACUAUGUGAAGGAUAAUUUCGAGCCACGUAAUUUAGAAAUUCCUUUGGACAAAAACAUGCAUCUAAAAUUCCCCCUGUAUGGUACAGGGUCUAGUGCCGUUACUUUCUACAGCGAGACUACCAAGAAGACAGGACCCGGUGAAAUCCUGGAAAAGUUCCGAAGAUGCCAGUAUUUUACCAAGCCCAUGGAAGAGAGGUUGGACAACGGUUGGGUUUUGUAGUUCACCGAACUUACGUUAGUGUUUUUUUCUUUAAUUUUAUAACUAUGUUCAAAUAGUUAUUUGUUAUACAAGGGGGCAAAGUUGUAUUUUAACACACGAGA